GCCUGCGUCCGCCUCAGCAGCUCUCCAAAGCCGAGACGCGCCGCCGCCGUCAAUGCGGGCAUGACAUACUGGCAGCAGUAGUGGGCUUCCGUCUGCCUGCUUUUAAGCAGAUUACAAAGGAGAGGAGGAGAAAUAAGAGUAGAAGAGAGUGAAGUGACUCAUUUCUACCCCUGCUGUGCGUCGAGAAGAGUAGAUGAGUCAAUGGCAGGGGCACAGCCUGGAGUUCAUGCGCUGCAGCUCAAGCCAGUGUCCGUGCCAGAGAGCCUAAGAAAGGGCAACAAAUUUAUGAAAUGGGAUGAUGAUUCUACCACUGUGACCCCGGUGACUCUAACUGUCGACCCCAAAGGUUACUUCCUGUAUUGGACCGACCAGAACAAGGAUACAGACCUACUGGAUAUAGCAUACAUAAAAGAUGCCAGGAAUGGAAAAUACACCAAAACGCCAAAGGAAGCCAAGCUGCGUGAGCUACUGGAUGUCAGCACACUUGCGGGGAAGAUGGAGAACAGGAUGCUGACAGUGGCGAGCGGCCCCGACAUGGUCAACAUCACCUAUCUGAACUUCAUGGCCUUCCAGGAGGAGACGGCUAAGGAAUGGGCAGAAGAGCUGUUCAGCCUGGCAUCCAACCUGUUCGUACAGAACAUGUCCAGAGAGGCCUGUCUCGAGAAGGCAUACACUCGACUGAAACUGCAGCUCAACCCUGAGGGGCGAAUCCCUGUCAAGAAUAUCUUCAGGAUGUUCUCAGCAGACAGGAAGCGAGUCGAGACAGCCCUGGAAAACUGUAACCUCCCUUCUGGAAGAAGUGACUCCAUCCCUCAAGAAGACUUCACUCCAGAGGUUUAUACUCUCUUCCUGAGCAACAUUUGUCCCCGGUCUGAGCUGGACCACAUCUUCUCUGACGUGGGGGCUAAGAGUCGUCCAUACCUCAGUGUGGAGCAGAUGACAGAAUUCAUCAACAAUAAACAACGAGACCCUCGUCUGAAUGAGAUUCUCUACCCUCCUCUCAAACCAGAACAGGUCCAGCAGCUGGUGGACAAAUAUGAAGCCAAUACCUCGCUGGCACAGAAAGGUCAGAUCUCGGUGGAGGGCUUCGCCAGGUAUCUGAACGGUGAGGAGAACAGCAUCAUUCCACCCGAGAAGCUGGACCAGAGUGAAGACAUGACUCUGCCCCUCUCCCACUAUUUCAUCAACUCAUCACACAACACAUACCUCACAGCUGGCCAGCUCGCAGGAAACUCUUCAGUCGAGAUGUACAAACAGGUUCUCCUGUCAGGGUGCCGCUGCAUUGAACUGGACUGCUGGAAGGGACGCACCACAGAAGAAGAGCCUGUCAUCACUCACGGCUUCACCAUGACAACGGAAAUCUCCUUCAAGGAGGUGAUAGAGGCUAUUGCAGAGUGUGCCUUCAAGACCUCGCCCUUCCCCGUCAUCCUGUCUUUUGAGAACCAUGUGGACUCACCAAAGCAGCAGGCCAAGAUGGCAGAGUACUGCCGGUCAAUAUUUGGAGACGCAUUACUGACAGAACCUCUGGAGAAAUAUCCUCUGGAGUCUGGUGUGCCGCUGCCCAGCCCAAUGGAACUGAUGGGGAAGAUCUUGGUGAAGAACAAGAAGAAACAUCACAAGACACACGGAAGCAAGAAGAAACUGUCCGAGCAGGUUUCUAACACCUACAGUGAUUCUUCCAGUGUGUGUGAGCCCUCCUCUCCGAGUGCAGGUUCAACCAAAGAGGAGAUGGCAGAUUCCUCGCAGCCUGCUGAGGGUGCUGAGCUCAGCCUGAGGCCGCAGGGCAGGAAGUCUAUUGGUGAGGUGGAGGCAGAGAGCGACGAUGAUGAUGAUGAUGAUGACGACUGUAAAAAGGGUUCAAUGGACGAGGGUACAGCAGGCAGUGAGGCAUCUGCUACAGAGGAAAUGUCCAACCUGGUCACCUACAUCCAGCCAGUCAAGUUCAACAGCUUCGAGGGUUCCAAAAAGAUCAAUCGCAGCUUCCAGAUGUCGUCCUUUGUAGAGACAAAAGCUUUGGAGCAACUGACUAAAUCUCCUGUAGAGUUUGUGGAGUACAACAAGUUGCAGCUGAGCAGGAUCUACCCUAAAGGCACCAGAGUGGAUUCAUCCAACUAUAACCCUCAGCUUUUCUGGAACGCUGGUUGUCAGCUGGUGGCUCUCAACUUCCAGACCAUCGAUUUGUCAAUGCAGCUGAACUUGGGCAUGUAUGAGUACAAUGGAAAAUGUGGCUAUAGACUGAAACCUGAGUUCAUGAGGCGGCCAGACAAACACUUUGAUCCUUUCACUGAGAGCACAGUGGAUGGGAUAGUAGCCAACACUCUGUCUGUGAAGAUCAUCUCAGGCCAGUUCCUGUCUGAUAAGAAAGUAGGCACAUAUGUGGAGAUCGAUAUGUUUGGCUUACCGGUGGACACCAAGAGGAAAGCUUUCAAGACCAAGACAUCUCAGGGCAAUGCCAUCAACCCCGUCUGGGAAGAGGAGGCCAUUGUCUUCAAGAAGGUUGUUCUGCCCACAUUGGCGUCAUUAAGGAUAGCAGUGUUUGAAGAAGGAGGAAAGUUUAUCGGCCACCGUAUUAUUCCAGUGUCAGCCAUCCGCCCAGGCUAUCAUUACAUCAAUCUAAGGAAUGAGAAGAACCAGGCCCUGACGAUGCCAGCUCUGUUUGUGUAUGUAGAAGUAAAGGAUUAUGUCCCUGACACAUUUGCAGAUGUCAUCGAAGCCUUGUCCAAUCCCAUCCGCUAUGUCAACCUGAUGGAGCAGAGAGCCAAUCAGUUGGCUGCUCUCACUUUGGAGGAGGGGGGAGAGGAGGAGGGUGACAAAGAGGUGGAAGCAGGAAGCGAUGCCCCCUCAGAAUCUAAAGUGGACCAGAGGGUAGCAUUGCCCGCAGAGAACGGACUGAGCCACACACCCAUCAUCGCCCCUAAACCACCUUCGAUGGUUGGCCACCAGCCUCAGUCUGCAGGCUCUCUGAAACCUUCAGUGAAGACUGAGGACAUCAUUCAGAGUGUCCUCACUGAAUUGGAGGCUCAGACAGUGGAGGAGUUGAAGCAACAGAAGGGCUUUGUUCGAGAGCAGAGGAAGCAGUACAAGGAGAUGAAGGAGCUGGUUCGGAAACACCACCGCAAGACCAGCGAGCUGAUCAAGGAGCACACAGCUCGUGUUUCUGAGCUACAGAGUCAACAUCAGCGCCGGCGUUCCACCCUGCAGAAGAGCCACAAACGAGAUGGUAAGAAAAGCCGGUCCGAGCACUCUCUGUCAACCCUGGAUCAGGAGCUGUGUGAGCUGGAACAAGAGUGCAGCCAGAAGCUGGCAGAACUGAAGGAACAGCAGCAGCAACAGCUCCUCACACUUCGCCAGGAGCAGUACUACAGUGAAAAGUACCAGAAACGAGAACACAUCAAGCAGCUAGUAGAGAAGUUGACCACUAUAGCAGAAGAGUGCCAGAGCGCUCAGCUGAAAAAGCUCAGAGACAUCUGUGAAAAAGAAAAGAAGGAUAUUAAAAAGAAAAUGGACAAGAAAAGGCAAGAGAAGAUCAAUGAAGCCAAAUCCAAAGACAAGAAUGUAACAGAAGAAGAGAAGCUAGAGAUCAACAGAUCAUUUGUGAAUGAGGUUGUGCAGUACAUCAAACGGUUGGAAGAUGCACAGAGUAAAAGACAAGAGAGAUUAUUGGAGAAGCACAAGGACAUCCGCCAGCAAAUUUUGGAUGAAAGGCCAAAGCUACAGAGCGAUCUGGACCAGGAGUACCAGGACAAAUUUCGCCGGCUACCCGUGGAGAUCCAAGAGUUUGUUCAGGACAGCGGCAAAGCCAAGUAUAGCGACGACAGCAUCCAUGGGAACCUUGUGGUUUCCUCGACAACGGAGAAGCUAAACCACAAGGCAUCGCACUCGGAGGACGACAUGGAGGAGGGCUCAUCGGAACGAGUCUACGACACGCCUCUUUAGAGAUCUAACCUCAACGCUUUGCUUCACACAGAGACACUGAUUGGUGGAUAUGUUUGUGACCACAGAUCUAGGAUGAGACUGCCCCAACUUCAGCCCUAAUUUUAACCAAUGGGAGAAUUAGAUCAAAUCUGAGCCUGAGUUGGUGAGUAGAGGUCCUCUCUGCGUAGAGUGCAGUCCUGUCCAGAAAACCGUUUCAUGUAAAUAGUAUCUUUUGUUUAUUUGUAUGUUACCUGUAUGUUGUCGUCUCUUUCGGUACGGCCACAGGAUGUGUUACAAGGCACUAACUAUUUGCAGGAAAUAACUUACUUGAACUAUUGCACAGAAAGAGUAGUUUCUUUUUAUUAUUUUUUAUUAUCAUGAUAUUGGUAGUAGUGGUGGUCAGUAAGGUGUGUGGUGCCAAGGUUUUGAAUUCACUUACAGUGGACAUUUAAGUGGAGUCAUACUGUAAUUCAGCCUUUGAAGCUUCCAUCUUUAUAAGAUUUAGAUUCACCCCUACACAUUUGCACUGAAGGCUCACGACAUAACUAUGUAACUUAAAAUAACUUUAACCCAGAGGCACUGGUGGCUUGCUGGUUCUCAAUUUUGUUCUCACAGAACUAAGCCUAUGUGUUGCUGCUAUUUUGUUUUAAUACCCAUCAGUUUUUUUUAAUCCUUAUUUGGUUUGUAUGAUAUUAGGCAUGAUAAUAUUAUGCAGAGCUGUUAUUCUUCUUUUUUUCUGGUUAGUUUUUAACAAGUUGGUGUUGUUUGUGGACAUUUUUGCCCAGAGAGGAAGUCAAGGGAAAGUGUUGUACAGUAUCUGCAUGUAUUUGAACUAACUGUAAAUGUUACAGUAGCUCUGUAGCAGAGAUGUUUAUUAAAUUUAAAUCUAUUUUCUCUGAAAUAUUUAAACUAAACCUGCAAAACAAUGGACCCAGUGUGACUUGAUACAUCACUGUGGCAAAACUGAACAGGACUAAAAUUAGUAAUGAUACACCCCCUCUCCUAGAUCUAACAGUAGCUGGCUCAAGUUAACAAGUUGCACAUUGUAUUCUUUACAGUUUUCCCUUUGACCUUUAACAGAGGAAGAGGACCCUGCUGUAGAUUUACAGAAGUGGCCUUCCUCUUAACUGGCUCAUUGUGUACCUACUGUAGUGGGGAAUUUGUGUGGAAUUCCCAAGUACACAGAGCAGAUGCCUGGGACCACAGGAAAUACUAUAUGUGAUGCCCAUUGGCAUUAUUCACAGUAAUCCACUCACUAUUGGUAGCUGCAUUAGUGUUUGAACUAUGGAAAUAGUCCAGUUACUGUAUGUUAACAGACUCCAAAUGCUUUAGAUGUGUAGAGCACCAGCGUUAACAUGAUCUUAUAAAUAACUGGACUGUUUCCUCUUUUUAACUGUGCCCAUUCAGUUACCACAAGGAAGUGUUUUUGACUUCCCAAGUAUCCAGUGCCAUUUAACUCACUGGUGUGUUAUUUGAUAUCAAUAUUACAUUUCAGCAGAUUUUUCCUUUAAAAAAAACAUUUAGAGUGAAGGAUUACCAGAAAUGUAAGUACAAAUUACUUUUUAAAAAGAUGACAGUUCAUAUUGAUGUGAGAGUCCUGUGCCUUUGAAUAGGUUUGCCUUGUUUGAUGUUGAAUGUGUGAAAUGCAUCAUUGUUUAACUUGCCAUUAUAUUAUAUUAUACAAAGCUGUCAGAUAUUAAAUAGACCGUGUGCACUUUUUAGUACAGUACCAAUACUGAGUAAUGCUUGUGAUGAGCAGUAUUUGACAUGUGUCUCAUAAGAAAUGCGAGACAUCCCUCUUUUUGUCUUGAACCACUUUAUUGAACAGUCCCCCUCCCCCCUCAUCAGUUUAAGUGUAUGCACUCUGGAAAUGUAAAUGUAUGUAUGGCAUAAAGGAUAAAACAUGAAGUUGAUUUAAAAAAAUAGUGUAAAGGGAAUUUGCCUGUAAUUAAAAUAAAUGUGGCUAUUAUUGUA
This is a messenger RNA of Scomber scombrus (Atlantic mackerel), 5889 nucleotides long. It is a transcript of the gene plcb1l, whose product is annotated as phospholipase C beta 1-like. Bases 202 to 3936 code for a protein of 1244 amino acids. The record is from RefSeq and is a predicted model, not a curated record. Gene Ontology annotation, biological process: lipid catabolic process; phosphatidylinositol-mediated signaling; memory. The transcript is spliced from 33 exons. NCBI's taxonomy places the organism in Eukaryota, Metazoa, Chordata, Actinopteri, Scombriformes, Scombridae. Gene Ontology annotation, molecular function: calcium ion binding; phosphatidylinositol-4,5-bisphosphate phospholipase C activity; calmodulin binding. Gene Ontology annotation, cellular component: nuclear speck; cytoplasm.